AUGCCCCUAAGAGUCAUCAUCACCAUCCUCCCCCGCCACGACAAGACCGACUUCACCUGGGAGCGCCUGCAGUGGCUCGCCGAGCAGGUGAAGCAGCAUGAGCCCGACGUGACAUCGUACCGCUAUGGCAGGAACGACGGCACCUACGGCGAGGCAGGCUUUGUCGCUGUCAUGGAAAUCAAGGACCAGAAGAGUCUGGAGAACCGCCGGAAUCUGCCGCAUCACCAGGAGAUCGCACGGCUGAUCAGGGAGGAGGGUUUACUAAGGGAGCCGUUGCGGUAUUUUGUCCUUACGGAGGAGGGUGGGUGGGGUCGUUGA
Molecule: messenger RNA, 318 nt
Organism: Cyphellophora europaea CBS 101466
Lineage: Eukaryota; Fungi; Ascomycota; Eurotiomycetes; Chaetothyriales; Cyphellophoraceae
Exons: 2
Coding region: 1-318 (105 amino acids)
Source: RefSeq, a predicted model, not a curated record